AUGAAGUCGUCGUCACUUUGCACAGCUCGCCUAGCCUUUCAUGGCCUCCAAAAGCGAGCCUACUCGCACGUCUCGGCCCCAAGACAUCUCAUGUCCAUCAGCGACGUGACACCCGCCGAAUUCGUCUCGCUCGUUCGCAAUGCUGCGCAACGCAAGAACAUGGUCAAGGCUGGUGAAACGCCGUCAUCUCUGAGUGCGUCCAUGUCUGGCCGUACCGUCGCCAUGAUGUUCAGCAAGAGGAGUACUAGGACGCGAGUGUCCACCGAGGCAGCUGUGACGCUGCUGGGAGGCCAUCCCAUGUUUUUGGGCAAAGACGAUAUUCAGCUCGGCGUGAACGAGUCUUUGCACGACACCUCCGUCGUCAUCUCAUCCAUGACCUCCUGCAUGGUCGCCCGGGUCGGGCCUCAUUCCGACGUCGCCGGCCUCGCCAAACACUCCAGCGUACCUGUAAUCAAUGCCCUCUCCAACGACUUCCACCCUUUGCAGACUAUUGCCGACUUUCUCACCAUCCAUGAGACGUUCCCUGCGUCAUCUUUAUCCGGCAACAGUCUUGGCCUCAGCGGCCUGAAAAUUGCUUGGGUCGGAGACUCCAACAAUGUGCUCUUUGAUCUGGCCAUCGCAUGUGUCAAGAUGGGCGUCCAUAUUGCCGUUGCAUCGCCCAAGGGCUAUGGCAUUCCCGAGGGGAUGAAGAAGCUCAUCACGUCCGCGGCUACGGGUGUCGAGUCGCCCGGGAAACUGACGGAAACUACCAUCCCUGAGGAGGCCAUUAACGGUGCUGAUGUGUUGGUAACGGAUACAUGGAUUUCCAUGGGUCAGGAGAGCGAGCAGAAGAAGAGGCUGAAGGCUUUCGAGGGGUACCAGAUUACGAAUGAGUUGGCCAAGCGAGGUGGUGCCAAGGAAGGCUGGAAGUUUAUGCACUGCUUGCCUCGACAUCCCGAGGAGGUUGCGGACGAGGUUUUUUAUAGCCCUAGAUCCCUUGUUUUUCCAGAGGCCGAGAAUCGUUUAUGGGCUGCAGUUGCUGCACUUGAGGGCUUCGUUGUCAACAAGGGAAAAUUGUAG
This is a messenger RNA of Ustilaginoidea virens, 1059 nucleotides long. RefSeq lists its product as uncharacterized. Gene Ontology annotation, molecular function: amino acid binding; ornithine carbamoyltransferase activity. Lineage: Eukaryota; Fungi; Ascomycota; Sordariomycetes; Hypocreales; Clavicipitaceae. The transcript has 3 exons. Bases 1 to 1059 code for a protein of 352 amino acids. Gene Ontology annotation, biological process: L-citrulline biosynthetic process. The record is from RefSeq and is a predicted model, not a curated record. Gene Ontology annotation, cellular component: mitochondrion.